ACUAAAUUCAUUCAUAGCUUACACAUAAAGCAGGCGGCGGCAAUACCGGUGCGUCUCCUGAAGUAAAACAGCAGUCCGCAUCGUCCGUGUUUUCAGGAAGAGACGCAGAGUGCAAGUGUAUAGUCAGCAUGGCAGAAGCACAUCAGGCAGUGGCCUUCCAGUUCACUGUCACUCCUGAUGGCAUCGACCUGCAUCUGUGCCACGAAGCCCUACGUCAGAUCUAUCUGUCUGGCAUCCACUCCUGGAAGAAGAGGUUUAUCAGGUUCAAGAAUGGUGUCAUGACAGGGGUCUAUCCAGGAAGUCCCUCUGGGCUCGUGGUUGUAUUGGUUGGUUACAUGUCAAGUACGAAAUAUGCCAAAAUUGACCCCUCCCUUGGGAUAUUAAGCAAGCUGUCGACACACCUACCAGUCAGUAAAUACAUAACAGAAGAUGGCCAGCGUAUUGUUGGUGGUGUGCUUGUUGGCACGGGACUGUGGAUUGCUGUGACUUUCGUUAUGAGGAACGCACUCAAGUACUUGCUGUCCUGGCAUGGGUGGAUGUUUAACCGCCAUGGAACUCUGUCCUUAAAAACAAAGAUUUGGUUGGUGUUGGUGAAGUUAUUUUCUGGGCCAAAGCCAAUGCUGUACAGCUUCCAGAGUUCACUACCACGUUUGCCAGUGCCUCCCGUAAAAGACACCGUUAGAAGAUACCUGGAGUCGGCACGUCCUCUGAUGGAUGAUGAACAGUACAAACGUAUGGAGGGUUUAGCAAAGGACUUUGAGAAGAAUUUGGGCCCCAAACUUCAGUGGUACCUGAAGCUGAAAUCCUGGUGGACUUCCAAUUACGUCAGCGACUGGUGGGAAGAGUACAUUUACCUCAGAGGUCGAAGUCCAAUCAUGGUCAACAGCAACUACUAUGCAAUGGACUUCUUGUAUGUGAACCCCACUUCACUCCAAGCUGCUCGAGCUGGUAAUUCCAUCCAUGCCAUGAUGAUGUACAGGAGAAAACUGGACAGAGCACAGAUAAAACCUUUAUACUUGCUGGAGAAUCGAGUGCCACUGUGUUCGGCACAGUGGGAGAGGAUGUUUAACACUUGCCGUAUUCCUGGGCUGGAGACAGAUGUCCUUCAGCAUGUGAAUGAGAGCAAACACAUCGCCGUGUACCACAAGGGUCGCUUUUACAAGGUGUGGAUGUUUUAUGACGGACGCUUGCUGUUGCCUCGAGAAAUUGAGCAGCAGAUGGAGAGAAUCUUGGCAGACAAAUCUGAACCUCAGCCAGGUGAAGAGUUUCUGGCUGCUUUGACGGCAGGAGACAGAGUUCCCUGGGCCAAAGCCCGUUCACAGUUUUUCAUUCGUGGAAAGAAUAAGCAGGCUCUGGAUGCUGUGGAGAAGGCUGCUUUCUUUGUUACUCUGGAUGAUUCCGAACAGCGUUAUGAGCCAGAAAAUCCAAUCCAGUCACUGGACAGCUAUGGCAAAUCUCUGCUCCAUGGAAAAUGCUAUGACAGAUGGUUUGAUAAGUCUUUGAACCUUAUUAUAUUCAAGAACGGCACUAUGGGACUGAAUGCAGAACACUCCUGGGCUGAUGCACCCAUCGUUGGCCAUUUGUGGGAGCAAGUCUUGUCAUCGGAUCCAGUGAGUCUGGGCUAUACUGAGGAUGGACACUGCAAAGGAAACACCCAUCCCAACAUGCCGGGACCCCAGAGACUGCAGUGGGACAUCCCAGAGGAGUGCCAGACGGUAAUCAGCAGCUCUCUGAAAGUAGCCAAUACUCUGGCAGAUGAUGUAGACAUGCACAUUUUCCCCUUCAACGACUUUGGCAAAGGCUUAAUCAAGAAAUGCAAGACCAGUCCUGAUGGCUUUAUUCAGCUCGCCCUCCAGCUGGCACACUUCAGGGAUAAAGGCAAGUUCUGUCUGACGUACGAAGCAUCCAUGACGCGUCUGUUCAGAGAAGGCCGCACUGAGACUGUGCGUUCCUGCACCAAUGAGACCUGUGCUUUUGUUCAUGCCAUGAUGGAUGAGAAAACAACGAGAGAAGAGAGACUGAAGCUGCUGAAAGCGGCUGCAGAAAAGCACCAGAAUUUAUACAAACUGGCCAUGACCGGAAAAGGCAUUGACCGUCAUCUUUUCUGCCUCUACUUAGUGUCCAAGUAUCUCGGUGAAGAUUCGCCUUUCCUCAAAGAGGUUUUGUCCGAACCCUGGAGGUUGUCCACCAGUCAGACUCCUCUCCAGCAGAUGGAACUCUUUGACUUGAAAAGACAUCCAGAAUAUGUCACCAGUGGAGGUGGAUUUGGACCUGUUGCUGAUGAUGGUUAUGGUGUAUCAUAUAUCAUUCUCGGAGAGGACCUUAUCAAUUUCCACAUAUCCAGCAAACACUCAAGCCAUGAGACUGAUUCUCAUCGUUUUGGAAGUAACAUUAAACAGGCGAUGCUUGAAAUCUUGGAUCUUUUCCAGCUUGACAUCAAAGCUAACAACAAGUGAUCCAUCUCGUUUUCUCAUUUGUGAAAAGGGAAAUUGUUUUCAAAUCUUUUAAACAUACUGAUUCUUCUGAGGAAUGUACAGAGUAAAUGAUUGUUCUAAUUGAAGCUGUAAUAAUAAUAAAAUUAGAGUGGUUAUUUUAAAUAGUGCAGAGCAUGGUAACUGGGCAUUUUAUGUAAAUGAGUAGUUUUAGAGAAGAAAUAAUUUUGUGGCUCAGAAUUAUAUCACAGACUGCAUUUUUUUGGUUUGUUUGCUUGUUUUGGGAUGUAUUUUUGCCUUAAUCUCGAAAUGAAUGUUUUUCAGAAGUUGCCUUUUUGUGCUGCUGAACAUUCAUACAAUGCAUCUGGAAAGUAUUCAUAGCGCUUCACUUUUCCACAUUUUUUAUGUUAUAGCCUCAUUCCAAAAUGGAUUAAAUUCAUUUAUUUCCUCAAAAUUCUACACACAAUACCCCAUAAUGACAAUGUGAAAAAAGAUUUUUUGAAAUUGUUGCAAAUUUAUUAAAUAAAAAAAACUAUGAAAAAUCACGUACAUAAGUAUUCACAGCCUUUGCUCAAUACUUUGUUGAUGCACCUUUGGCAGCAAUUACAGCCUCAAGUCUUUUUGGAUAUGAUGCCACAAGCUUGGCACACAAAUCUUUGGGAAUUUUUGCCCAUUCUUCUUUACAGUACCUCUCAAGCUCUAUCAGGUUGGAUGGGAAGCGACGGUGUACAGCCAUUUUCAGAUCUCUCCAGAGAUGUUCAAUAGGAUUUAGGUCUGGGCUCUGGCUGGGCCACUCAAGGACAUUCACAGAGUUGUUGUGAAGCCACUCCAUUUAUAUUGUGGCGUUGUGCUUUGGGUCAUUGUCCUGCUGGAAGAUGAACCGUCGCCCCAGUCUGAGGUCAAGAGCACUAUGAAGCAGGUUUUCAUUCAGGAUGUCUCUGUACAUUGCUGCAUUCAUCUUUCCCUCUAUCCUGACUAGUCUUCCAGUUCCUGCUGCUGAAAAACAUCCCCACAGCAUGAUGCUGCCACCACCAUGCUUCACUGUAGGGAUGGUAUUAGCCUGGUGAUGAGCGGUGCCUGGUUUUCUCCAAACGUAAUGCCUGGCAUUCACUCCAAAGAGUUCAAUUUUAGUCUCAUCAGACCAGAGAAUUUUGUUUUUUAUGAUCUGAGAGUCCUUUAGAUGCUUUUUGGCAAAUUCCAGGCGGAGAGUGGCUUCUGUCUGGCCACGCUACCAUACAGGCCUGAUUGGUGGAUUGCUGCAUAGAUGGUUGUCCUUCUGUGAGGUUCUCCUAUCUCCACAGAAGAACGCUGGAACUCAGACAGAGAAACCAUCAGCUUAUAAAUCACCUCCCUGACUAAGGCUCUUCUCCCCUGA
This is a messenger RNA of Danio aesculapii, 3807 nucleotides long. It is a transcript of the gene cpt1ab, whose product is annotated as carnitine palmitoyltransferase 1Ab (liver). The record is from RefSeq and is a predicted model, not a curated record. Gene Ontology annotation, molecular function: carnitine O-palmitoyltransferase activity. The transcript is spliced from 19 exons. Bases 129 to 2456 code for a protein of 775 amino acids. Gene Ontology annotation, cellular component: mitochondrion. Lineage: Eukaryota; Metazoa; Chordata; Actinopteri; Cypriniformes; Danionidae. Gene Ontology annotation, biological process: fatty acid metabolic process; carnitine metabolic process.